AUGGCCAAAAAAAGUAAGGUCCAGAAGCAGCAAAAAGCACCUGCUCCGCUGAAAAAGCGCAGUCACGACUCCGGUGAUGAUGUAUCUGACACAGAAAAUUUGGUCCAGGAAUUGGAUGAGGAUUUUGACGAAGUUGCACAGCUCUUGGGUGAAAACGUUCAAGACCCAGAAGACAAAAAGAAGGCUAUCAAGGACCAGAAGAAGUUGGAGAAAUUGCAAAAGCAAUCAGAGGCUCAAGAUGCCGCCAUCCGUCCCGCUGUUGUUGCUCCUGAGGUGCUGAAGGACGCCGACGACACCGACAACUACGAAUUCGAGAAAGCAGGCUUUUCUGGGCCCACCAUGGCUGCUAUCCGCGAAAUGGGAUUUUCCAAGAUGACUGCUGUCCAGGCCAAGACUAUUCCUCCAUUGUUGGCUGGUCGUGAUGUAUUGGGUGCUGCCAAGACUGGUUCUGGUAAGACAUUAGCCUUUUUGCUUCCCGCCGUCGAGCUCCUCUACUCAUUGAAGUUCAAGCCAAGAAAUGGAACUGGUGUCAUUGUUAUUUCGCCCACUCGUGAGUUGGCCCUUCAGAUUUUCGGCGUGGCCCGUGAAUUGAUGGCUCAUCACUCUCAAACCUUUGGUAUUGUUAUUGGAGGUGCCAACCGUCGUACUGAGGCUGAAAAAUUGGCUAAGGGUGUCAACCUUUUAAUUGCUACUCCUGGUCGUCUUUUGGAUCACUUGCAAAACACUCCAGGUUUUGUGUUCAAGAACUUGAAGGCCUUGGUCAUUGAUGAGGCUGACCGUAUUUUGGAGAUCGGUUUCGAGGAAGAAAUGAAGCAAAUUAUCAAGAUUUUGCCUAACGAAGACAGACAAUCCAUGUUGUUCUCUGCCACUCAAACAACCAAGGUUGAGGAUUUAGCCCGUAUGUCUUUGAGACCAGGCCCAUUGUACAUCAAUGUCGUCCCAGAGUCCGACGUUUCCACUGCUGACGGUUUGGAGCAAGGUUACGUUGUCUGUGAAAGUGACAAGCGUUUCCUUCUUUUGUUCUCUUUCCUUAAGCGUAACGCCAAGAAGAAGAUCAUUGUCUUCCUCUCAUCUUGUAACUGUGUCAAGUAUUUCGGAGAGCUCCUCAACUACAUCGACCUUCCAGUCUUGGACUUGCACGGAAAGCAAAAGCAAGCCAAGAGAACUAGCACUUUCUUCGAGUUCUGUAACGCCAAGCAAGGUAUUUUGAUCUGUACCGAUGUGGCCGCCAGAGGUUUGGACAUCCCUGCCGUGGACUGGAUUGUCCAGUUCGAUCCACCAGAUGAUCCUAGAGACUACAUUCAUAGAGUUGGACGUACUGCUCGUGGUACUUCUGGAAAGGGUAAGUCAUUGAUGUUCUUGACGCCGUCAGAGUUGGGCUUCUUGCGUUAUUUGAAGGCUGCCAACGUUCCUCUUAACGAGUACGAGUUCCCAACCAACAAGAUUGCCAACGUCCAGAGUCAAUUGACUAAGCUCAUCAAGUCUAACUAUUGGCUCCAUCAAAGCGCCAAAGAUGGAUACCGCUCGUAUCUACAAGCAUACUCGUCUCAUCACUUGAAGACCGUGUAUCAGAUCGACAAGUUGGAUUUGGUGAAGGUUGCUAAGUCUUUCGGUUUUGACAUUCCACCAAAGGUUAAUAUCACCAUUGGUGCUAGCGGCAAGUCCAUUGAGAAGAAGCACAAGAAACAAAGAAGGGCCUAG
Australozyma saopauloensis is the source of this 1701-nucleotide messenger RNA. It is a transcript of the gene HAS1, whose product is annotated as ATP-dependent RNA helicase. The transcript has a single exon. Gene Ontology annotation, biological process: maturation of LSU-rRNA from tricistronic rRNA transcript (SSU-rRNA, 5.8S rRNA, LSU-rRNA). Bases 1 to 1701 code for a protein of 566 amino acids. Gene Ontology annotation, cellular component: nucleolus. Gene Ontology annotation, molecular function: nucleic acid binding; ATP binding; RNA helicase activity. The record is from RefSeq and is a predicted model, not a curated record. Lineage: Eukaryota; Fungi; Ascomycota; Pichiomycetes; Serinales; Metschnikowiaceae.